Molecule: messenger RNA, 3717 nt
Organism: Puccinia triticina
Lineage: Eukaryota; Fungi; Basidiomycota; Pucciniomycetes; Pucciniales; Pucciniaceae
Exons: 10
Coding region: 1-3717 (1238 amino acids)
Biological process (GO): regulation of DNA-templated transcription
Cellular component (GO): RSF complex
Source: RefSeq, a predicted model, not a curated record
AUGAAAAAGGAUCCCAGUCAGUUGAAUGAAUCAAGAACUAGAUCUGAUCAUGAAUGCGAAUGGGAAUCUUUUCGCAUCAUCCAUCCUACACAAUCACUCCCACCCCCACUCAGAACGAUCAGAAGGAGCUUCGAACUACUCUCGGUCUCAUACUUCCUCAACAUCUUCGCACCAGCCCUGUCCAUACAGAACUUUGCCAUCUCAAAACUCGAAGCCGAUUUAGAUGGCAGUCAACCCGAUUCAUACCUCCCAAUCUUGAUUCCGAAACUUCUGGUAUCUCUGACGGGCGAUCGAACGACAAAUCAUUCCAAUUGGGAAUCAAGAUUGCGCAGAGAAUUCUUCAGACGGGAACCGCAAGCAAACCCUCUCGGAGCAGAACCUGCCAAGCCCAAACCGAAGAUCUUCAAACGAGCCGUUGGCUAUGUUUACAUCGCAGAGGCCAUCCCACUCUCAACCCUGCCCACCGUCGACGACCUGAACUCUCAAUAUGCUCAACUGACCAAAGCUAAGAGUGGUACCUCUCAGCAAGCUCCCGUCAGCAAUCAAACUCCCAUCGAUCCGUCUCAGCCCCAGCAUGUCUCAGAAAGCGAGCAAACUGCAAGCGUUCUCCCUGCCACAGAGAUUGAGCAGACUGCAAGCGACCUCCCUGAUACCCAACCCCUUAACGAUACCCCUCAACUUUCAAAUACGCAGAGCCCGGCGGUCGAAUUACCUAAUCCCAAUCCAGUCGACGCAAAAAGCUCUGGUUUACUACCCUCAGACUCACAUCCAUCGGAUAAACCUUCGCCUGAAGAUCUCAUUCAUCACGCCGAAGAACCCAAGCCACUCAAUGCACCUUCCAGUGAAAGCUCAAGCCCAGCACCUCAGAAUCCAGCAGGGCCUAGUACGAUACUCUGGUCAAGUCUUUCACCAACUAUCAAGCUCAAGUCUCUUUUUAAGCUUUGCGAAUGGCAUUUCAGUACCUCAACCGACUUGGACCGAUUCCGGCGCCUCGUUGAUCACAAGGCUUAUAAUUCUAAUAUUGUGGGGUUGGAUGAACAUUCUGAUUGGAGACAAGAACGCUGUGGGAUUGAUUCUAAAGGGAACCAGUACUGGCUCAGUGGCCAAGGGAUCGAAUGCCGCCUCUGGGUCCAACGUCGAGAGCCCCAGCCGCCACUUAAAGCAAUCACUCUCCGGAUCCCGGCACGUUCAAAGAAAAAAGAGAAGAACGCGCAAACUAAACAACCCAAACGCAAACACGUCUCUCAGGAGUCCCCCACUACCCCAUCCACCCCUGCUACCAACCGAAGCCGCCGGUGCAGCAGCGGUGCUCUCCCCGAUCCCAAGCGAGCAAGAUUGACAGGCACAAGAUCAUCUCAAAGAUUACGCGGUACUCAGGCGGAGUCCAGUAACAGAUCGAUAUCGCCACGUCCACCAACGAUGAUUGUGAUCAAGAAGACUGGCGCUCCUCAAAACUCAAAAGCGCCCAAACAAGGUGUAAACGGAUCUAGGCGACGAUCAUCAAGAAGGAGCGCGAAUGAUGAGGUGUGGCAGGAUGUACCUCCCGGUUGGCUAGAUGAAGUAGUUGAACCUACUUCUAAACAGCCAUCCACCGCCCUCUCCAGCGAUUUAUCGGAGAUGAGCGACGAUGAUGACUAUGUCGUCAACGCUCGCCAAUCCAACCCAAAGAAGUCGAAGCCGAUGGCUAUGAAAGCGAAGUCAAUGCCCGUCGCGACGGAUAACGCCUCUGUGGAUGAAAGCCUCUCGGAACUUUCUGAUAGUCCAGAUCCCUCGACAGUCCUCACCAGUGAGUCUGUGUCCGAGGCCCCUAGUAUAGCUGCUGAGAGAGUGGAUGAAAUACCCGAUGUAAACAAAACCGAGCAAAGAACCGACGAUGUACCUAAAUGCGACGAUAAGGCUGUGAGACUACCCACAGCCGAACACUCGUGUCCAGGACAAGAGAUGGAAGUUGAAACUGCGGAAGUAGUCACAAUGUCUGUGAAGGAUGAUCCGGACCAGAAGCCUAGUGAUAUUCCCGUCAGCAAUGUUCGACUAUCUGAGCUGGACGACUGCAAAGCAAAUAAUGCUCAACUUGAUCUACCCAAGCCUGCCCAAUCAAUCAUUGACCCGAUCCACGAACCCUCUGCUCAACCUGUCACCCCGGAACCAAAUGCCCCAACUAAAGAGCUCAUUCCGAAAGUUGAAUGUGGAUGUGAUGUUGAAAAAGUACAACCGUGUUCGGAUGAUACGGACCCAUUUUUUCCUGAGUUAAAGGGACAUCCGCUUGAUCCAGAUUGGAUCGAAUGGGAAGUUGUUUGUGCGGAUUUGAACGAUUGGCAAAACUUUUAUUUGCAGUUUGAAAAUAGCGAAAGUCAUUCGGAAAAACAGCUGGUCGAAUUCAUUAACAAUGAAAUUUUACCCGAAGUCAUGGCUUCCCAUAACGAGGAGGAAGCUAGAAAACAGAAAGAAGAGGCCAUGGCGCAACGAAAGCGAUCCAGCAGGCUAGCUACAAGAGAGGCUGUUCAAGCGACCUCAAUGGAAAUAGACACGAUGACCAGAGAGACCCGCAUGCAUUCAGACCGAUUAGAAGCCAAGCGAUUAAAAGAACUCGAACAGCAAGAAGAGUCCAAAAAGCAAAAGGAAGAAGACCAGCGAUUGGUCAGAUUGAGAGAGCGAGAAAGAAACAUAGCGAUCCGAGAGGCUCAACAGGCGAGUGAACGAGAAGCCGAAGUCAAACGGGCGGAACGAGCCAGACUGAGGGCUGAGAGCAAACUUCUGGGCAAGGCUGUCAAAGUGGCGAAGGCCGGUGUUGAAAAUUCAGUGCCAUCUAUCGAUUCGACCGAGCAAUGGGAACUAAAUUGCGAGAUCUGUGGCGUCAGUGGGAGGAACGUGGAUGAUGGUAGUGAGGUGAUCAGUUGCGACAAAUGCGAGAUAUGGCAACACGUAGUCUGUCAUGAUAGGGCUGAUGAAAUCAUGAAGAAGCCUAAACAAGAUUGGCCAACAGCCGAUUUUAUGUGUGCCAAUUGCUCUGGAAUUCCGAUCCCCCGGGCGGUGAAGAAAUUGAGGACACAUAUCAACGGCAGACCCAAACCUCCACCUCGGCAAAGAGCUAGCAAAGCGAAGGAUGAGCUCAACCAGUCUGCGCCCGCUACUCCCGGCCCUUCUACUGCCAAGCCUAAAAUUACUAUCCUGAUGAGCAAUCCUAGCAGGCAAGGUGGAUCGACGCUCAACGAGGUCUCGCCCGAGAUGAACCCUGCCAGUACCUCUGCGCCUAAUCCGCCCCAGUUACAAAAUGCACCGACCCAAGAACACAUCGUGCAGGCCGAAUGGAAACCUUGCGAACCAAGCCCCACCCGACCUCACAAUGUCCAGGUCGACUUGUUUGUCAUCAUCUGUCCCGAGUUACAGACCAGCUGCAACAGCGAGAACGACGAAUGUCCCAGACUUGACAAAUCGAAGUUAUGCAUCGACUUAGGCGAUACUUGUUGGACCAGCAAGAGCAACAGGAACGGCAAAGGCGACAGAGAGAGCAGCAACAACUUGGCCGCCUGCAGCCGACCACAAGCAGCAUCACUCCGGCGGGCAGUAGUAGUCUUAACUCAAAUCUUCAUCCUAGCCUUAAUGGUCAAUCGACCCAACCGAUCAAUCUUCCUCCAUCGUUCUCUCAUGAUCUCCAGCAGAACCCUCGCCCGCCUCAUCUGCACUCGGCGCGUCUGGUUCAUGAUUCCCAAACGAUAG